Molecule: messenger RNA, 1503 nt
Organism: Cottoperca gobio
Lineage: Eukaryota; Metazoa; Chordata; Actinopteri; Perciformes; Bovichtidae
Gene: mrps27
Product: mitochondrial ribosomal protein S27
Exons: 11
Coding region: 1-1242 (413 amino acids)
Cellular component (GO): mitochondrion
Molecular function (GO): protein binding
Source: RefSeq, a predicted model, not a curated record
AUGGCAGCCUCCGUGUGGAAGCGUUGUGUGACUGCAGCUGUCAAAGUUAAAUGUUUAUCUCCUUCUCUUUCAGCAAGGAGAUGGUUGCUCUCAGCAGCUUACAGAGACACCAAAGUGUGGGAUGCGAGAGAGAAAGAUCCUCAAAACCUGGCUUUACUGGCGGCCACUAUGGACAGGACUUAUGAAUUGAAUCUUCCAGUUAGCUCUCUGACUGUGUCUCGGUUUGUUGACAACAUUUCAUCUCAAGAGGAAGUUAUUCAAGCAGAGUACUACCUUUACAAGUUUCGUCACAGUCCAAACUGUUGGUACCUGAGAGACUGGACCACUCACAAUUGGAUCAGGCAGUGUCUAAAAUACGGAGUCAAAGACAAGGCUCUGCACACACUCAAAAACAAGGUCCAGUAUGGAAUCUUCCCAGAUGACUUGACCUUCAACCUGCUCAUAGAUUCUUACAUUGAGGAUGGAGACUUAAAAAGUGCGUGCUCUGUGGUUGAAGAGGUGAUGCUUCAGGAGGCCUUCGACCUUCCCUCCACUCAGAUCCUGUGUCUGUACACCCUGGGCAGUUACCUAGCAACCAGACCACAACUGACUGUGUCGGAGGAGCGGCUGCUGGGCGCAUCGCUGCUCAUCUGUGGGAUGAAGCAAGACAACACUGUUGGCCUCAGCGCUCAGCUACUUGGCAAUGCUCUGCUCGGCAAGGUGGAGAUGUUAAAGGGAAUACAUGCCGUGUUCAAAGGGAUGCCUCUCUCCUGGGAACGUGGAUAUCUGGGCCAAGCACUGGCCGUCAUGGAGAGAGUGGCCGCAGCUUCCGGUGACGUCAAGCUGUCCAAAGACACACUGGACUACAUGAAUGACUUGCUGCAGGAACUGUCUUCUACUUCAGACAGCGACUCCUCCUCUGGAGAAGAGUCAGCUGCUGAGGAGAACAAGAAGGAAGAAACCACAGAUGAAGAUGAUCAGGCCGAGCAGGCUAAGCUACCGCAGUAUGUCAACAGAUUCAAGGAGCUGAGCAGCCAGCUGGAGUCAGAGGGUAAAGUGGACUCGGCCUCAUUCCAGGCUUCGGCGACCGCUCUGGCUCAGCAGAACCUGGCCGCUGCGGAGAAACCUGACUUGGAGCAGUAUGAGAGCCGUAUGCAGGCCUGGGAGGCAGAGAACAGGCAGCUGAUCCAGAGAGAGAAGGAGAUGAGGGCAAAGGCAUUGCAGGAGAAACUGGAGCGGUUAGCUGCCAGGGCGGCAGCCUAACGGGGAGAGAGAUGUAGCUGAGCAAUGAUCACUGAAAUUUCCAUGCACAUUUUAAUUGUGUAAAUAGGAGUUUUUACACAGUUCCAAAAUUGUGAAAUAUCAACAUUGAUAACAUCUACAUUUGCUCGUGUCACUAGUCAGUUUUGUAUAUAACAAUUAUUGUUGGCUUAUGUGAUAAGUAUUGCUCUGUUCUUAUAUAAUUAAAUGGGGCAAAUAUGAAUAUAUUGUUAAAAUAAAACUUGUUUUCAUUUGCAUCAGAAA